UCAACUACAUUUUGCUUGCCCAAAAACCGAAAGCACUCGUAUUUAGUCAAAAUUUCCGGCACUUCGAUCAUGAAUCUGGAGCAGAACUUGACCGCUGCCAUGAUGCAGUCGCCGGCGGGCAAGGCGGCGGAGGAGGAGAAGGAGGCGUGGCCGGCGGAGGCGCACCUGCACCAGCCGCCGGAGGUGGGUCAACUGCUGCUGGCGGAGCGCUCCAGCUGCCUGGCGGUGAAGACCUACCUGCGCAUGUGCGGCCUGCCCUUUUCGGAGCGGAUCAGCCAGAAUGCGGAGUUCAUGUCGCCGGGCGGCCGAUUGACCCACCUGCCCCUGCUCCGCCUGGGUCCCAUCUCGACCUAUGCAGAAUUCGAGCCCAUCGUGGCCCAGGUGGAGGCCAUGCUGGGGUCCAACUCGCUGGCCACCAGCUGGAUGAGCGAGGAUCAGCGCGAGGAUGUGGGCUGCCUGGUGGGCUAUGUGGAGAAUGUCUUCACGCUGGCCGAACUCCACAUGAGCUUCGUGGACUCGGGGAACUACCAACUGUACACGGCACCGCGCACGGAGGCAUCGCAUCCAUGGCCAUUGAGCCUGAUCCGGCGGUGGUCGAAGCAGAGGGAGGCACACCGCAUCCUGAAGGUGUACCAGUGGCAGGAGCUGGACAACGACCAGGUGCUCCACGAGGUGGGCAUGUGUGCCGGCUCGCUGAUUGGCCAACUGGAGGAGCACCAGCCGGGGGGAUACCUCUGCGGAUCGCGACCCUGUCAGCUGGACGCCCUGGUCUUUGGCCAUGUGGCGGCCAUAGCGACCACCCGGAUGCCCAACAUGGAGCUGGCCGAGAUCCUGGCCACCUAUCCCCGCCUGAUGGCCCACUGCCGCCGCAUCGACGAUAGCCUGUUCGGGGGUAAAGUCCUCACCGGAGUCGCAGAGUCGGAGUAGAGCAAAUAAAAUUAAAGAAGGUCUGGGACGGGGCACCCAUUCCCUCUUCCGCCACCG
Messenger RNA from Drosophila rhopaloa, 984 nucleotides. Its product is annotated as metaxin-2. Gene Ontology annotation, cellular component: SAM complex. The coding region runs from base 70 to 927 and encodes 285 amino acids. Lineage: Eukaryota; Metazoa; Arthropoda; Insecta; Diptera; Drosophilidae. The transcript has a single exon. The record is from RefSeq and is a predicted model, not a curated record. Gene Ontology annotation, biological process: mitochondrion organization.